UACACGGUUAAUAUCUUCUCCAUCAUUAUUUCCUUCUUAGAGUAAUGGGGGAUGAUUUGAGAGUCUCUUAAGUCUUUAGUUGUUUUUGAAACAGGUUUAAUGAUGGAGCCCCCUCCUACGAAGGAGGCAGCUGUGGCCACAAUAUCGGUCUAUUGGGACAUAAAGGGAUGUCUGGUUCCCGAUGGCUAUGAUGCUCGUCGGGUGGUUCCGUGUAUUAAACGUAAAUUGAGGAAGUUAGGCUACUCUGGUCCUAUCACAAUCACUGCCGUUGGCGUACUAUCAGAGGUCCCUCGUGACAUCCUUGAAGCCACUGGAGUCUCUCUUCAUCACGUCGCCGACACCCCUAUGACGACGAGGAGGCUCUUGAAGCAGGCUCCCCUCCUUGAUUAUUUUCCGGAGAAUGCUUCUACCAUGGUCAGUGCAGAGCUCUCCAUAGAAUCUAGUCACCAGAUCAAUGAAGAUAGGACUAUUAAGAUGCUUCCAAUAAUAGAGAAGCUCUUCCAUGUCCAUCAAGUCAUCUAAUUUCCCAUCUUCAACGAUCAUAUGGAUCAUGUAGUUCUCGAAGUUUCUGCAAGCCUCUUUCACACCGUCUUCCUUCAGUAUAUGUCUUUGACUCGUCCUCGCUUUCUUGUUCCUUUGCUUCAUAGCCAAAGGAAACAUCUUUCUUGAUUGCAGAAGCUUGGAAUCAUCGAUCAGACUAGCUGCAUUGGCAUUGUAGAUUCAUCAAAAUUUAGAUCAAAGGUGUACAAAAUCGAAAAUAUAUAUAGUUACAAAUU
Molecule: messenger RNA, 776 nt
Organism: Arabidopsis arenosa
Lineage: Eukaryota; Viridiplantae; Streptophyta; Magnoliopsida; Brassicales; Brassicaceae
Source: the annotation of a GenBank genome assembly